UGAAACUGUAUUUCUGACAUAUUUUCAAGAACUGUCAGAAACGUAUAGUCCGAAUUCUUUAUGGACUAAAUGGUCAAUGCUAAAAUCGAUGGUGACUAUACAUGAGAAACGAGAUAUCACUAAGUUCAAUGAACUACAGGCUUUUUUGAAACGGAAGAGUAAGAGUUAUAAGCCGAAAAAGUCUGCUGUUUUAUCUCCUAAAGAUGUUAUCAGAUUCCUAAAGGACGCUCCUAAUGAUAUUCAUUUAUUGCAUAAGGUUGUUUUGAUUAUGGGUUAUUUUGGAGGAUGCAGAAAUCAGGAACUUUUGAAUAUGAAGAUAUCGGAUAUAGAGGACCGGGAUUCCGUUAUGGUAGUGAACGUACCGGAAAGUAAAACUGGUGUAUCGAAGAAAUUUACAGUUGUGGAUGAAAAAGAGUUCUUUGCGUCCUAA
Messenger RNA from Leptinotarsa decemlineata (Colorado potato beetle), 430 nucleotides. RefSeq lists its product as uncharacterized. The record is from RefSeq and is a predicted model, not a curated record. Lineage: Eukaryota; Metazoa; Arthropoda; Insecta; Coleoptera; Chrysomelidae.